Molecule: messenger RNA, 2652 nt
Organism: Impatiens glandulifera
Lineage: Eukaryota; Viridiplantae; Streptophyta; Magnoliopsida; Ericales; Balsaminaceae
Exons: 7
Coding region: 65-2509 (814 amino acids)
Molecular function (GO): protein binding
Source: RefSeq, a predicted model, not a curated record
UAUUCCCGUUCCAACACAACUCACUCCGGCAAGAGACUAAAAAACAUAAACACCAGCUCUAGCUAUGGACGAACUGGAGCCGCCGGAGUGCCCAGUAUGUCUACAGUCCUACGACCAAAACUCCACCAUCCCUCGAGUACUCGCCUGUGGCCAUUCCGCCUGUGACGUCUGUAUUGAUCAGCUUCCCCACCCAUUUCCUUUCACAAUCCGAUGUCCCGCCUGUACUCAGCUAGUCAACUAUCCAAAUCCACAGGGUGCUUCCGCCCUCCCAAAGAAUAUUGAUCUCCUUCGCUUAGCCUCCAUCAUCCCAAACCCAGAUCAUCAGAAUAACCAAAACCCUUCCAAAUCUCCGGUGAUCAAACAGCCAGUCGAUUUUAUCCCCGGACUUUGGUCACACGCCUUCUAUUUGAGUUGGAAAGGAUGGGUUUUGCCGGAAGAUGCUUUGGUGGUUGAAGUCAGAACUCAAGACCCUUUUUUUUCUGUUUUUCAUGGGAGAAUUUUGAAAAAGAUACAACAGCUAGCAAGAUAUUCACUUAAAGGAGAUGAGAAGUUGAGUCUUCUUAGACUUGCUGGUCCUUUCAGUGAAGUUGAUGAUUCUAAGUUAAGAUACAGUUAUACUGCAAAGAUCAUGAGCAUUUUGUAUGGAAUGAAUCUUGGAGAAAGAGAUGAAUUGAGUUUGCUCUUGACAGUGUCUAAUUUGAAAGGGAGUAAAACUUGCAAGGUUUAUGGUAUCUGGUAUAGUGAAGAUGAUCAGUUUUUGUAUAUGGUGAGUGAAAGCUACAAUGACAGUCUUCUGGAGAAGAAGAAGAAGAGAAAUGGUGAUUGGAAGAAAGAGUCUGCUGGUGAAGGUGAGUGCUCGUUAAAUUUAGUUAGUUUUUCUAUGAUGGGAAUGGAGAUAUGUGAAGCAGUGCAUUCUCUACAUAUAGAAGGGUUAUUUUGUGGUUGCUUCGACCCAUCAUGCUUCCGCGUUGAUGGUUUUGGUCAUGUAUAUAUCGAUUUGAAUGAGGUCUUGGCAUUAGGAAGGAGAGUUGUUAGACUGGUUAGAGAAUCUGAAAGCUUAAACGAUAAUGUUCUUAGAACCCCCCUUGCAUUUAUCAGUCCACAACUAUUGCAAAAGCUAUUAAGAAGUGAAGAUCUUGAAACUGGUUCUCUAUCAGGCUAUGAUGUUUGGUCAACUUCUUGCCUAGUUCUUUGGCUGUUUAUGGGGAACUCGUUUAGUGAAUUAGUUCUCGACAGUUUAGGCAGUAUCAGUGACGGUUCUCAUGAUUUCAAGGCUUCUAUUACUGUGUUGGUGGAGAAUUUGCACACUUCAUUGAAUGUUAAUUAUGGUUUGGACUUGGUAUGGCUGAAAGAGAUUCUAUUCAAAUGUUUGGAACUUCAUACUGCGAGCCAGACAUCAGUUAUUGACAUUUGGAAAUGCAUUAGGGAGUUGAUUGUCCAAAACCCUGAUGAGAUGGCUACAGUUUCUCAGGAUUUUCCGGAGGAGGAGGGAACAAGUCGUUGCUUACUUCUAGGAGAAUUAUGUAAAAUACCGAGAGAAGAGAUUCGUGCUGCAGAUCCUAGCGUAGCUGAAGAAAAGAGUACUGUCAAUAGCACUGUUGGAAGUAAUGUCAAAUGUAUCGAACUAAAGGGUCAUCUCGACUGUAUUACAGGACUGGCUGUUGGAGGGGGAUUCCUUUUUAGCAUUUCCUAUGAUAAAACAGUGAUUUUAUGGUCUCUUCAGGAUUUCAGCCAGGUACAUACAUUUAGAGGUCAUGAGCAAAAGAUCAUGGCUGUAGUUUAUGUGGAUUAUGACAAGCCCUUAUGUGUAACGGGUGACAGUGGAGGUGCAAUAUGUAUUUGGAACAUUAGUAAUGUUCCAUUUAGUCAAGAACCAAUAAAGAGGCUGCAAGAGGAAAAGGAUUGGCGGUAUAGUGGUAUUCAUGCCCUCGCUACUUCUGGAACUGGAUUGCUCUACACUGGAAGUGGCGAUAAGUCAAUAAAAGCAUGGUCUUUGCGGGACUACACAAUUUCAUGUGUUAUGAACGGUCAUAAAUCAGUUGUCUCAACUCUAGUGGUUUGUGAUGGUGUUCUCUACAGUGGGAGUUGGGAUGGAACUGUUCGGUUGUGGUGUAUGAGUGACCACAGUCCGUUGGCUGUACUAGGUGAAGAUAUACCUGGGAAUGUGACAUCAGUUUUGUCUCUAGCUGUUCAUGGGAAUUUCGUUGUUGCAUCCCAUGAAAAUGGAUGUGUAAAGAUUUGGAGUGAUGGAACUUUUUUGGAAUCCAUACAAGCUCAUAAUGGUGCAGUAUUUUCUAUAAGUAUGGAGGGGAAAUGGCUAUUUACAGGCGGCUGGGACAAGGUUGUUAUUGUACAGGAACUGUUGGGAGAUGAAGUUCAUAAAACAGUGGCCUCAUCUGUAGGUUCUAUCGCCUGCAAUUCGGUCAUAACGUCUUUAUUAUAUCAGCAGGGAAAGCUUUUGGUUGGGCAAGCUGAUAGAAUAAUAAAGGUAUACUGCUGCAAAUUAUGAAUCACUGGCUACAGGCUCAACUCAUAAUGUUAUAUACUUUACUUAUAUAGGAACACGCCCACAGACAAACGAUUCAUUGUAAUGCAUAAACAAAACAUUAGGAAUGAAAUCCAAAAUAUAAUAUGAGAAUGUUGAUUGAUGUA